GGUACGAGGUUCUGUUAGAAAUGGACGACACACUUCAGCUCGCGGACGGCGGAUUCACAAAGAAUGUGGCUCGAUCCGGAAGAAGAGCUCGUCAGGCUGCAGAGAUUGUAGACUCUCGUCAGAGGAGAUCAUCUUCAUCACUCACCACUGCAACAGAGGGGCCGCCACCUAAACCAGCUCGCCGACAGGGAGGAUGGGCAGAGGAGAGCACAGGAACUGCAUCGGCCAAAUCAGGAAGACGAUUGGCUGCUGAAGAGCUGGAGGACCAUCGGUUGAGGCCGCAGACCCCCGAAGGCUCUGACAAUGAAAGUGAUAUCCCAGUGAUUCCAGACCUUGAGGAGGUUCAGGAGGAAGAUCUCACCAUGCAGAUAGCUGCUCCACCCAGUAUCCAGGUGAAUAGAGUGAUGACCUACAGAGAUCUGGACAAUGACCUCAUGAAGUAUUCUGCUUUUCAGACACUGGAUGGAGAAAUUGACCUGAAGCUGCUCACGAAGGUUUUAGCCCCAGAGCAGGAGGAGGAUGUUGGCUGGGAUUGGGAUCAUCUGUUCACAGAGGUCUCGUCUGAACUCCAGACGGAAUGGGAUCAAGGAGAGCGUGAGGAGCAGUCUCCACUUCCUGUGAGCUGAGAAUAGACUUACUGUAUGUGUUUGUACACUCAAGGAUUGUUCACAUUGAAUGUGUUUCGUAUAAAAUCAUAACAACUUUAAAUAAAUAUCUGUAAAUAAUGCACAACAUUAUAAACACUCUUGCUAGAAUACUGAUCUUUACUUCAGAUAAUAAAGCUCUUUACUGUAUUGGUCAAUUUUAAAAGGGUCAUGACAUGAACAUUUGUUUGUUUUUUAAUUAUUAUUAUUAUUGUCUUCCUUGAGGUUCACUUAUAAUGUUAGUAAAGGUGUUUUUUUUUUUUUUUUUUUGCACAAAAAACAGUCAUAAUGUAGUAUUGCAUGAGCUUUUUUUACCCUGUGUUUAGCCCUCUGAAACGCUUGUUUUUCUGUGUACUUCACCUUUAAGACUCGCCCAUUGUUAUGAUUGGCUAAUGUCAUUGAAAAGCAAAUGCCCUCCCACCAUUACAGGUGUGGAAUUGUAUUUUCCAUGAACGGAAACUUUGCAAGCGAUUUACAAAAUCCACUAAAAGCACUCAGUCCACGCAAUCAUUGAUAUGAACUUAUGAAUAUUUGUCCCAAUUUAUGUAAAGCACACAGUCAAUCUACAACAGUUGAUCGACUGAAAUAUCAAUAGAAAACUGAACAAAAUUG
Myxocyprinus asiaticus (Chinese sucker) is the source of this 1256-nucleotide messenger RNA. It is a transcript of the gene ift43, whose product is annotated as intraflagellar transport protein 43 homolog. Gene Ontology annotation, biological process: intraciliary retrograde transport. Lineage: Eukaryota; Metazoa; Chordata; Actinopteri; Cypriniformes; Catostomidae. Gene Ontology annotation, cellular component: intraciliary transport particle A; cilium. Bases 21 to 626 code for a protein of 201 amino acids. The transcript is spliced from 9 exons. The record is from RefSeq and is a predicted model, not a curated record.